CAGCCUCUGAGCUCCCGCUUCAGUGGUGGGAGGUGUUGUGGGGUGUUGAGUGAGGCUCUUGGUUGCCGUGUUUUGAAAAUGCUGGAGAUUCUGAAGAGAGGGGGGGAGAUCAUCUGCUCCAGGAAAUCCCAGGAAGAAACAUCUCUGAUCGCCUUGCUGCCUCCGGAGGGAAGAGGGGGGAUCCCCUCGACUGAUGACUGCCAGUGUGAGGGUCCUGUGAGGGAAACGGGGCUCCAGAAAAUCAGCUGCUGCCCAGGUGGAGGAGGUUGAGCGGGACCUGCGUGAGGGUGGAGGCGCUGGCGGCCGGGCCCAGCACAUAAAGCUGGAGAGGCGGGAGGGGCUGGGCCGGGAUGGCCUCGGCUGGGAAGAGGCAGCGGCGGAGGAAGAGAAGAGAGCCCGGGCGGGCCAUGGAGGUAGAUGCUCAGGAAAAGGAGGAUUCUGUUAAAGGCCCAGACUGCGUAGAAAGACUGGCACGAAAAUACAUGCAGAAGUGCACCGUGGAGUCAAGCACAGAGUCCGAGUCUGAAUCCAGGGUGGAGGUUGUGCCUAGCCCACUUGCUGGAGGACUCAAGAAAGCAAAGGAAUCCAGGGGACUACAAUUUUUAGAUCCUUAUGAUGGUGAUUCAGAAGACACAUCUGUUCAAACUGACUGUGGUAUAAAGGAUGCACCAUGGACAAACAGUGCCUCAAAAGCAAUGCCUUUGGGGGAUGUUGGUACUUCAGAAGAUGAAGAAUCCUUCCCUAAUCCUCUGAAUGCCAGUCAAGUUCAGGCAGUAAAUGACUGUAGAGCAGCCCCAGAGCUUCCUGGCCUCCAGAAGGAUCUGUUGCCAUCACCUGAGCAGCCUCCAGCCACAGAAGCAUUUAUCCCCGCGGGGCUGACACCUGCCCAUGCCUUACCGAUGAUUGUUAACCCUUCAGUCUCCAUGGAUCUGCCUGCAAACCUGGCUGAGGCUGCUCCACAGCCCCUGCUCGCAGCUCUCUGUGAUGGCACAAUGGCCGAGCAGCCCAUCAUUAAAAGAAAACAAGGGAUUCCUGCUCCAGAGGAUGCAAGUGAAAAAAUAAAGAAAUUCCGUGCAACUUAAUCUAAGGGAUGAAUAAAUCAUUGGACACUGUUCUGAAGGAUCAUUCUGGCAGAGAUUUAUUUUGCAGAGUGUGUACCUGAGCUAAACAGGCUGCCUCAGGCCUGUUACAAGUGCACUGCACUGUACAGUAAGCUCUGAGAUCCAGCUGAACAAUGGACUCAAACAAGAUGUGUGUCAAUUCCAGUGUAAGUUAGCAAAGGUAUAUCCACAGCAUGACAGACAAGCUGGGUGCCCACCUCCUGUGUGCAGUACCCGGAGGCAGCUGCUCAGUUUCAGUGUAAUUUCACCAGCACUGCCAGGGGUUUAGCAAGGAGGGAAAGAAGAAUGAUCCCUUGGCUGCAGUUAGCUUUCCAUAGCUACAGCUUGUCUGGUACCUGCUUCAUGUGAGUUUGGCUCCCGCUGUGUCUGACCUCCCUCGGAGUGGUGAAUGAUUCAGGUUUGACUACCAGCAGCUGAACUGCAUCACGCUGAACUGACUGCAACUGCUGGCAAUCCAGCAUUUAUUUUAUCCUUCAAAGGGGGAGAAAUUGUCUCCUGGCUGUUACCACAGCUGCUCCUACCUCACUGGACCAAUGUUUUGGGCAGUUUCUGUGUGCUGCCAGAUCAGUUUACAUUGUAAUGUGCAAUAGAUUAGCUCAGGGCUUCUUAGUAAAAACAAUCAUUCAGGAGCUGCAGGAGCGGCGCCCACAGAUGGGAAGCCAGUUAGGGAGCAAAAACUGUCUCUGGUUUCCUUCUCCUGUACGACAACUUCUUUAAUCAGGUUUAGGAUCUGGGUUAGUCCAUUUGUGUGGGAGGGGAACUACUAACUAUGAAAGUAUAAUGAUGGCUUGAGAGAUGUUAGUACCAGUAACUUGUGAAAGCAUUUGUUUUGUACAAUGGGCAGAGAUUUUUAGUUUCCAGUUUCUUUCAUAAGAUGGAAAGCCACUUAAAAUAUUACUUAACUGCUAGCAUUGCACCCUUCCACCUGUGUAUUUAUUUUAUUAAAGCAACUUUUCUUUCAUCCUUAGUCCUCCAGCUGGAAAUGGUUUUUAAUCAGCUUGGAACAUAUGUGGUCUAACAGUAAGUUUCAGAGGCCUUUGCCCAAAGACAGGAGCUGUUGUAGUUGCCCCUUCAUGUCUCCAAAGACAAAGACUGCUCCAGUGAAAAUGGAAUUAAAUUGAAAAAACUUCAAACAAACCAACAACCAACCACUUGCAGCUCUGGAUUUGUGUGUACUGCAACUAGGCUACAGAUCUCUCUGGAAUGAAGACUUGAGAAAAGCUUAAGAAUACAACACUGUCCCACAGCCAAGCCCCUCAUUUUCAGUCCUGGCUAUUAAGAUACCUAGCUCUUGGCCUCAUCAGCUAAAUAAAACUGAAUCCCCCUGACUUUCAAACUGCAGCCAAAAACUCUAAAGUGGAUUUCAGUUAAAGCAGCUAUUUCACACAGCAUGGAAGAAACAAGACAGGAGAGAAGUAAAUGGAAAGGUAAGCCCCAUGGGACAGUAUCAUUGGAAUGUGUUUAUUCAGUAGGAGACUCCAGAUGUGGAUUAAAUUGUGAACUGAAAUUGCACCUUUUGUUAAUUCAGGCCUAAUGCAGAAGUUAACAUAAAAAAGCUGAAGAGUUUGGGGAAGCUCAAGCUCUAGGGUCCUUGAGCCUAUUGAUCUCCCCAUCAGCAUUUGCCAAUAGGUGGAGCUGGUUUAGGCAGAGUUUUAAUAGUAGCUGUAAGUGGUAGCACAGCCCAGGCCUAUGAGCAGUUGCUGAAAGGAAGGUCCAUGUUCACUGGAGCUGCCAACAGCUCUGGUUUUAAGCUAAUACUUCAUACUGCAGCUGGUACCCAGAGCCUGCUGCUAGCACGAGCUGCUUUUUUCUGUACAAUGUAAUUGGAACAAUGCUGGAGGCAGUGAUACCAGUCCCAGACACACUCUGGUGCUGGAAAGCAAAGUCUCUCACUGAGGCUGAAACAAAGCAAAGGCAUUACAUUUACAGCUCAUCUUGGAUCAUGAUGUAUGUAGUUCUCAUCUCAGUUCCUCAUGACUGGCUAAGAACUGCACAAAGAUUACGUGGUUCACUGCUCUGGGAUUCACACUUUGUAAGGUAACAAAAUGAGCCAGGGCAGUUCAAUCUCAGAGAUUAAUUUUGCAAAGCAAUAAGGAGAGGGCAGACAGAAGAAUUCUGAUUUAAUAAACAGCAAGCAUUGACCAAAACAAGUAUGUGAGGCAGGCUGAGAUGGCAAUUUUUCCUCCCAGCACAGGUGUGCCAUAGAACUCCUUAUCACAGAAAAAUACUAGAGCUUAUAAAAGUCACUGCUUUCAUAGGAGCAAUCACUGAAGGAAGGGGUUCCCAGGAUUUCUGUUUUGAGAUUGUGGGUACACAGCUUUCUAGUCUUCAUAUAUGUCUUUGAACACUUAGCCACUUCAGAGAGGACACCUGUUCUGAGAGGAUGGGCAGAAAGCCAACAAAUUCAGGAUCAGAAAAAGCAAGCAAAUGCUCAAACCAUUACAGCAACCUGAGCAAUUAGCAGGAACUCUCAUCUUCCCUAAUUUAGUAACAGCUGGUCACAUGUGAGAGUCUCAAAUAAUAUUGUAACUCCUUGUGUAAGCAUUUAAUAGCCUCCUCUUGGGUUACUGAGACAUGAAUCUGGAGACAUAUUUCACCAUAAAAGCAUUUUGAGAAAGAGGAAGCUCUGUGAUCAAUGGAAAGUUUAGUUCAGGAUGCUCCAGCUUCUCAAUGUAGUGCAGCAGGUGACUUCAAGUAUGACCCAGUCCAUUGCAAAUAAUUAAGGCAAAGGCCUGAAUUAUCACAGCAGACAGCAGGCUUUGUGUCUUACUACACUACAGACUUACAAGAUUCCUGUUACUGGACGUUAGCUUGAAGAGCAAUUCAUAGUUACUCUCUGGAAAGACCAUAGGUACAGGUUUUCCAGGCCAAAAACCAUCACUAAGAAUUAGAUUAACAGAAAUAGACAGUCAAAAUUUUUGCUAU
This is a messenger RNA of Hirundo rustica (Barn swallow), 4046 nucleotides long. RefSeq lists its product as uncharacterized. The record is from RefSeq and is a predicted model, not a curated record. The coding region runs from base 351 to 1082 and encodes 243 amino acids. Lineage: Eukaryota; Metazoa; Chordata; Aves; Passeriformes; Hirundinidae. The transcript has 7 exons.